GGGCAGGUUGUGGGGGGGGCGUGUGUUCCUAUUGCACAAGCGCUCCCAUGUUGCGUAGUCUGGAAACCUGACGUGGAGCGCAGCCGAGCUGAGCGUUGAGUGACUGAGUUGCGGCAGGGCAGAUCACAAGUGCCUGUGGCCGCGCUCCCCCUGCUCGCGCACUCCUCUCCGGACCGACUGAGUCGCACGAGACUGGCAACACGCUCCGACACCGGUCGGCUGGCCGCUGGUGACCCGAGGAUCCCACUUUUGACGAACAGACUCGGGCUCCGCUGGCAGGAAAGGUGGAACUAAACUACAUUCAUUGACUUGAGAGAGAUGCGCUGGCAGCAUGGCCAAGUGGUUCAAGGAGCACCUAGGAUUCAAAACUACCAAAGCACCCCCUCCGGCGCCUCCGAAACCGGACUACAGACACUGUCACACCGGUGUGCCCGGUGCGCCUGGCUACCAACAAACAAGCUCCGGGGCCACCUUCCCGAGCCCCGCUCAACCGGACAUCCUCGCUGCUUACAAACUACAAAAGGAACUGGACUUCGAGGACCCGUAUACUCCAGGUGGAAAUAUUUCAUUUGGCUCGAGCUUGAACAGUGUGGGGUCGCCGGAUAUCAAGUAUGUGUCACCAAAACACCGACUUAUCAAGGUGGAAACAAUCGAAAAGAGCAGCCCAGCUCCAGGCGGGGGUGUCACAGUCACCCAAGCUGUUGCUGUAGGGAGUGUUAAAUCUCCCACUUCACCUCCCUCGGACCACGACAACAAGGAGAAGCUCAUAAUCCUCGAAGACUAUGCGGACCCUUUCGACGCUGAGCAGGCUGGUGGCACUCAGACCAGCACGGAAAAAGUGCAGACCACCGAGAACGAUGGCUACAUGGAGCCAUAUGAAGCCCAGAAGAUGAUGGCAGAAAUACGAUCUGGGGGGCGAGGACCUAAGGAAGGACCAGGGAGGCAGCUGCCCCUGUACGACACGCCGUAUGAGCCAGCCGAGAACGGCGGAGACUGUGACCCUGACAUGCGCUGCCCCAGAGAGAGUCGGCUGCCCCAGGAUGACGAGCGACCCCCUGAGGAGUAUGACCAACCCUGGGAGUGGAAGAAAGAGAGGAUUUCCAAAGCCUUUGCAGUAGAGAUUAAAGUGAUCAAGGACCUACCGUGGCCCCCUCCUGUUGGGCAGCUCAACACCAGCCCUCCCCUGGUGGAGGAGCUGGAGUCUCCCUCCCAGACAGCUCAGCCCUCGCCAGGACAGACGAGCUGUGACCAGCACCACCAUGUCCAGUUUGAUGCUGUGGAGAAGUCUCGAAUGUCGCCUACCAAGGAUGGGAAAACCCGCCCGCUGCAGCGACACUCCAGUGGCUGUCUGGUCAACACCAAAAUGACUUCACUGGACCACUGCAGCUCCUCUCUCGGGGAGCGCAUUGACCCCACCAUGCCCCUGGAAAGCCAGUUCUGGUACCAUGGAGCGAUCAGCCGAACAGAUGCAGAGUCUCUGCUCAGGCUGUGUAAGGAGGCCAGCUACCUGGUGAGAAACAGCGAGACCAGCAAGAACGACUACUCCCUCUCCCUGAAGAGCAGCCAGGGCUUCAUGCACAUGAAGCUGUCGCGGACGAAGGAGAACAAGUACAUCCUGGGCCAGAACAGCUGCCCGUUUGACAGCGUGCCCGAGAUCAUCUAUUUCUACUCCAGCCGCAAGCUGCCCAUCAAGGGUGCCGAACACAUGUCCCUGCUCUACCCUGUAGCCAUCAGGACACUAUAGUGCUCUGGGUCACCUGCAGGCGUUAGCCCCUGCAGUACCCACUGGGUCACCCUGUGGCUUCACACUUCCUGUCCUUCUGGUCAAAGCCCAGGAGGCUCAUGGGAAGAUGAACAGUGGCAUCCCGAAACUGCUGAUCCUAACUCACCUCACUGGCCGACGGAUUCCAGACCUGCUUUGAAGGCCUACUGCAAACUAACUACACAUUACAGACUCAAUGUUGCAGAAGUCUUUAUUAUUUUAUUUUAUUUAUGACAGACGCCCACUUCAUUACAUCACAGACUGACUAUCUGAUGAACAUCAUUUUAUUGAUUCUUGAGCUGAUUUCCCUUAGCACUUAACACUCAAAGAGAAAGAAAGGUACAACAUUGUAACAUUUGUCACUGGGGUGUAACUUUUCUCAUAAAAUGUUGUACCUUUUUCCUAAAAGUGCACAUUAUGAAAAUUGUGUAUGAACAAAUAUUGUUCGAUUUUGCUCAUUUACUCUCUUGAUACUGUAAUUUCUUUGUAAGGGAACUUAAAGAUUGUAAGAGCCGAGUGAGGGAAGCAACAUUUACGAGGCCUGUUGAGGAAUAUUGUCCACAUGGGCCCCAUACAGUGGUCAGGAUAUUGAAUAAACUGGCCUUGUAUGAAUAGUGUGUCCCCAGCUGCGCGGAAAUAACAGGCCUGUGAGCAGUGCACACUGAUCUCUCUAUCUUGUCAUAGUACAUGCUGUCUGCUAUCCAUCACUGAGUGGGUGUAUCACACCAAUGACGGUGUAAGUACCAUACUGGUGAGACAGGCAGGAGAUCAUGAUGGAUGGGUCAACUCAUCUGACACAGUACAAUUGGCUGAGGCGAGAGACCAGAGCCUGUCCAAAUGGACCAAAUUGGCCCCCGCUACCCCUCUUUAGAAUGGCUUUGCAUCGGGAGAAUGAAAUAUGCCUGCAUUGUCUACCUCAGAAAAUCAAUUUCAUUCGCCCAUCUGCAGAUCAAUAGGUACCAAGGGAUUGCAGACAUCGAUCUGCCCUCCCUUCGACAUUCCCAAUUCCCUUAAAAUUGCAUCAUCGGUUUUUAGGAAUAUGUCUUUUGAAUACACUUAAUCCAAGAUUUCUUUUUUAUGAAAACACAAGGAGAUUUUCCAGAUCAGCAAUUGUAUGUAUAGUCACUAUGAUACUGUGUGAUGUCAGUAACAAAUGUUUGGUUAAUGCCUUAUAAUGCAUGGGUCAAAUCAGUCCGCUAGAUCAGCUGAUUUCCAGUUCUGCUUUUAACGAUUGUUCUGUGACUGUAAUUUAUUCUGGGGUAAUUAUUACUGAUGUGUUACUCCUUUGUGAUGGCCCGUCGGCCCCCAUUGUUCUGUGCCGAUGUGAUCGUGUUUUUUGGGACUACUCCAGCCUCUUCUACUGUGGUGCUUUGCAUUUUUGUUGUUUCAAGUUCUGCUAAAUGCACGUUUGCCUCAGUGGCCUGACUCUGGGACACGAGUCCCGGCGUCUCCUGACCAACGGGAUUGUCAAGCCUCACGUGAGAGACGAUCGCAUAUUCUCCCCCGGACCAAUCACAGCGCAGCCUGUUCGAACCGGAAAGAAACGCCUACCUUCAGCCUGUCAUGCUUCCUCGUUAAAAUCUCUACCAUCUACCCGUUACUACCAGAUGUGCAUACAUGUGUGAAUGAGUGAGUAUGCAUGUGUCCAACCUGUCCAACAUGUGUACGGUAUGUGUACGCAUAUGAGAAUGUGUGCACACACCCUUCUGAGUUCUAGUGUUUUUACCCUGCUGGUACAAACUGGUGACAGCCCUCGCUUCAACCUCUUUGGUUGUCGACACCUUUUUGUUUUCUUCCUGAACUCAAGAAACUAGAAUUCAGCCCAAUGACUCAAUUUCUUCUUGUAUUUUCUUAUUAACCACAUUUUGUUUUACCAACUCGUAGCACUGACCUGUCCUGUGGCCUGCUCUUUGCAGUUUAUUAUAACAAUGAUGUGUCAGCGCACAACAUGUACUGCAUGUACAACAUGUACUGCUGCAGACCAGUAACAAGAAGAGGCUGAGGCAGUGCCUAAUGCUUGUAACAAGCUGCCUCUUCAGAGGAAACCUUUGUCGGUCUUAUGAGUUGAAAGAAAUGUGGUUUGAUCAGCAAAUCCCUGUAGAAAUGGACAUUUCUGUGGGGCUUUAAUCCAGAGUGAAGAUAACUGACACUAGGAGUUAGAAACAGACUUAAGCAAGCAUAACCACUGUAAAUACAAAGUCCAAUACAUGUUGGCUUUGACUCCGCUGUGUGCUAUGCAACUAUAAACUGCAGUCAUUGAAGGGAAAAUUAUUGGUGUGUGUGUGUGUGUGUGUGUGUGUGUGUGUGUGUGUGUGUGUGUGUGUGUGUGUGUGUGUGUGUGUGUGUGUGUGUGUGUGUGUGUGUGUGUGUGUGUGUGUGUGUGUGUGUGUGUGUGUGUGUGUGUGUGCGCCUCCACCAAAUGUUUAUGACAAAUGUGAUGGUACAAGAUGUCCACCAGGAAGAGAUGUAAUCAGCACAGAGACCUGAUUCGUUACAGAGAAUAGUUUGCAGGAAGUGGGACGUACACGGACCUUUAUUUUGUUGGAGCAGUAAGUGAGCAGACGGAUGUUGCUGCCAUCAGAUCGGUAUGUCAUAUGAGGGUGUCUGUUUAUGUGAUGAGGCAACCUCUGCAGCUUUAUUAAGCAAACGUAUGUUGUCGAAGUGGACCUAUGUAUUUUCUUGAGAAAAGAUAUCCUAAGAAGAAAUGAAAUAAACUAUAUGUGUGAUGUAUCCUUUAAGUUCCGAAUGUUCCCUGUUUAAGAGAUGAGAUGUUGUCAGUAGAGGCUCUUUAUUUAGUUACUGCUGCUGCUGAUGAGUAUUACUCUACUAGAGGGAAGAGCCUGCGUAUGGCGGCCGCACUGCCUAGAGAGAGGCCUUAGCUAUCUGGAGAAAGGGGGAAGUGAGAAUAAGGGGGAGACAGAGGGGAGGGUGUUCUGACGGGGGGAGGGAUUUGCUGCAAUCAGCAGACACACUCUUCACAUUCGUAUAUUUCUAUCAUGAGAACCUGAAAGAGCCCUUCUCCUCCCUUUAGAAGUGUCUUAAAGUGAGUGUGUUUGUGUGCGUGUACACACAAUUGUGCAUGCAUGAAACAGUAUUUGUGUGAGUGUGAGUGUGUACUGGUGUAAGCAACCAUUGACUUGUCCCGUGUGUAUCCUGUGUAUCACUUUACCGUGGUAAAGUGGCAUGUGUGAGUUUCCUUUGUGUACAUUUCCGUGCCACGUAUGUAUGCACUACUAUAACAUAUCUCUGUACAGUCCCUCAUGGCCAAAUGUAUAUACUGAAUGUAAUGUAUGGGGACAAGAGGCAUCAAGGUUCAAAAGAAAUAAAAAAAAUGGGUUUAUGAGUUAAUGUGUGA
This is a messenger RNA of Cottoperca gobio, 5117 nucleotides long. RefSeq names its product Src homology 2 domain containing F (gene shf). Gene Ontology annotation, molecular function: phosphotyrosine residue binding. The transcript has 7 exons. NCBI's taxonomy places the organism in Eukaryota, Metazoa, Chordata, Actinopteri, Perciformes, Bovichtidae. The record is from RefSeq and is a predicted model, not a curated record. The coding region runs from base 332 to 1744 and encodes 470 amino acids.